GAAAAACCAUAGGGCAUGAAAUUCACAGCUUAGUGCGUCGCUCUCUCUCUCUCUCUCUCCUCUCAGUCACUCUCUUCAGGUAAUUUGCAAUGGCUGAACCUUCCAAGGUCAUUCACGUUCGAAAUGUGGGGCAUGAGAUAUCUGAAAAUGAUUUACUUCAGCUAUUUCAGCCUUUUGGAGUCAUCACAAAGCUUGUUAUGUUGCGUGCUAAAAAUCAGGCUCUUCUCCAAAUGCAAGAUGUUCCGUCCGCAAUUAGUGCUUUACAAUUUUAUGCAAAUGUUCAGCCUAGCAUUAGGGGGAGAAAUGUUUAUGUCCAGUUUUCCUCACAUCAAGAACUAACUACAAUGGAUCAAAAUCAAGGACGUGAAGAUGAGCCAAAUCGAAUUCUCUUAGUUACAAUUCACCACAUGCUGUAUCCUAUAACUGUGGAUGUGCUACAUCAAGUGUUUUCCCCCCAUGGAUAUGUUGAAAAGAUUGUAACGUUUCAGAAGUCAGCUGGCUUUCAGGCUCUCAUCCAGUAUCAAUCACGUCAAAGUGCUGUUACCGCUAGAAGUACACUUCAGGGACGCAACAUAUAUGAUGGUUGCUGUCAACUGGACAUUCAGUUCUCGAACCUUGAUGAAUUACAAGUGAACUACAACAAUGAUCGAUCAAGGGACUUCACAAACCCAAAUCUUCCAACGGAGCAGAAAGGCCGAUCUUCACAACCUGGCUAUGGUGAUGCAGGAAGCAUGUAUGGUGUUCAAGGUUCUGGAGGUAGAGGAGCUGGAGGAUAUUCACAGAUGGCCAAUGCUGCAGCAAUUGCAGCUGCCUUUGGGGGAGGCUUGCCUCCUGGGAUAACCGGAACAAACGACAGGUGUACAAUUCUUGUUGCAAAUCUCAAUCCUGAUAGAAUAGAUGAAGAUAAACUGUUCAACUUGUUCUCCAUUUAUGGGAACAUUGUCAGAAUCAAACUUCUUAGGAACAAACCAGAUCAUGCGCUUAUCCAAAUGGGGGAUGGUUUCCAAGCCGAAUUGGCAGUACAUUUUCUUAAGGGAGCUAUGUUGUUCGGGAAGCGAUUGGAGGUCAACUUCUCGAAGCAUCCGAAUAUAACCCAAGGUGCCGAAACACACGAGUAUGUGAAUUCAAAUCUCAACCGGUUCAAUCGCAAUGCUGCUAAAAACUACCGGUAUUGCUGCUCGCCAACCAAGAUGAUCCAUUUGUCAACCCUCCCACAAGACAUCACUGAAGAGGACAUUGUAAGCCUUGUGGAGGAGCACGGAACCAUUGUCAACAGCAAGGUCUUUGAGAUGAAUGGAAAAAAGCAGGCUCUUGUUCAGUUUGAAACUGAGGAGCAGGCUACCGAGGCCCUUGUCUGCAAGCACGCAAGCCCACUUUCUGGCUCGGUGAUUCGAAUCUCCUUUUCUCAGUUGCAGAACAUUUGAUCGAGACUAUUGCUACCGACUCGAGCGCUACCGUCUUACGGUUCUUAAGCUUAUUUGGGACAAGGAUUCUGAACUUGGGAAGGAUAAUAUUUAUGCAGAUGAUGCCACUUUCAUUGUCUUGUAAUGGUCGAAUUGCUUAUUAAUAUACAGAUAAAACCUGUUCUCACUUCUCAUUUCACUUUUAAUCAUUUCUCUUCUCAUCUUCAUUUCCUCUAAUACUAGAUCUUUAGGUUCUGACAUAAUGGGAGUGGGGAUAGAUUUGUGAUUACAUAGAGAGGGGCAAAUCUACUACCUUAUGUUUAUGAAAUUAUUGUUGUACAUGUUCUUAAUUUAUGUUAAGUAGGCCUCUUCCUUUUGUAUUCUCAA
Messenger RNA from Arachis ipaensis, 1790 nucleotides. Its product is annotated as polypyrimidine tract-binding protein homolog 3. The record is from RefSeq and is a predicted model, not a curated record. NCBI's taxonomy places the organism in Eukaryota, Viridiplantae, Streptophyta, Magnoliopsida, Fabales, Fabaceae. Gene Ontology annotation, biological process: mRNA processing. Gene Ontology annotation, molecular function: RNA binding. Gene Ontology annotation, cellular component: nucleus.